UGCCUCGGCUUCCGUAGCCCCGCCUUCCUACUAGGAAAGAGUUCCGGCAUGAAGCCACCGCAGAGGCGGCGGAAGGUCCCAGCACGCUACAUAGGUGAAGCUACCGGCCCCACAGCUUGGAGCCCCCGCGAGAUGCGGCAUCUACUGAGACUACUUCAGGCUCGGCGGGGCCAGCCGGAGCCAGACCCCGCGGAGCUGGCCGAGGAGCUGCGAGGCCGGAGCGAGGCCGAGAUCUGCCGCUUUAUCCAGCAGCUCAAAGGCCGGGUGGUCCGAGAAGCCAUUCGGAAGGUGCGGCCCGGUGGGAGAGAGGGUCCAAGGCACCAAGAAACUCAGCUCCCAGCCCCCAUAGAGGUGUGGAUGGACCUUGCUGAGAAGCUAACAGGUCCACUGGAGGAAGCCCUGGCCGCAGCUUUCUCCCAGGUGCUCACUAUUGCUGCUGCAGAACCUCUCAGCCUCCUGCACUCCAGGCCAGGCAAGCCCACAAAGGCCUGUGGAAAGGCACUGGUGUUCUUGAGAACCCAAGAUGGACAGAAGGAUCCUGCCCCUGAAGGUUCUGGGCCUGUCCCUAUGAGUGCUGCUGACCCCACUCGUGAGGCUUCUGCCCCUGACCCUAAUGCCUCUGGUACCAACCCUGAGACCUGUGGCCUUGCCUCAGCAGUCACUGUCCCUGUCCCUGAGGCCUCAACCAAGUCCCUGGCUGGCUCCUCCACAGAGAGAGACUUUGCCGUGGACUUUGAGAAGAUCUACAAAUACCUCUCCUUCUCCUCCAGGGGUGGCCAUCGCCCUGAGCUCUCCGCAGCUGAGUCAGCUGUGGUCCUCAACCUGCUCAUGUCACUUCCAGAGGAACUGUCCCACCUGCCUUGCACAGCCCUGGCGGAACAUAUGACCAAAACAUAUGCUCAACUGAUGGCUCCCCAGACCUCUGUCCCUGGAGAAAGGCCCAGGCCUGGGACUGAAGACGGAGGGCCUGGCUCCACUGGGCCAGCGGAGGCACACCAAGCUAGUCCUCAGACUUCUGAGCCCAUAGAACCGAGGCUGACCUGGAAAGACAUUGGGGUCUGCCCGCUGAACCCAUUCCUGGUACCCCUGGACCUCUUGAGCCAGGUCCCCAGCCCUGCGAGGUGAAGCGUACAGCAGAUGAGAUAUACUGAUGUCAGCCCAGAAUGACAGUCCGGCACCACUGGUGCUGGUGCUCAGGAACAUGACUGCGGACUUCCUGACACAGCGUCCAGCCAUAGGCUAAGCCUUCAGAUGCUGCAUACACCAGCAGCCUCAGAAAGUGAGACACAGUUGUAAUGAAUGGGGAUUUAAUGGGGGCUGGAGAGGUGGAAGACUCUGCACAAAGGCAGAGUUCCUGGACUGGUAGACUGGGGCAAGUGUCCCUAGCCCACUGUGCCUUGUUGUCAGCCAUAAUAGCACCACAUCAUCAUCCCUUUGUGUAUGGUGAUCGCAUUUAGAUCUCCCCAGCACGCCCUCCCCCACCUCAGCUGAACACUGUAAGGUCUUCACCCUUUCCUGGGGUGUCUUGUAACCCUCAAUAAAGCUAUCAUCUAACCAGC
This is a messenger RNA of Apodemus sylvaticus (European woodmouse), 1559 nucleotides long. It is a transcript of the gene Snapc2, whose product is annotated as small nuclear RNA activating complex polypeptide 2. Bases 49 to 1125 code for a protein of 358 amino acids. The transcript has 5 exons. The record is from RefSeq and is a predicted model, not a curated record. Gene Ontology annotation, cellular component: nuclear body. Gene Ontology annotation, biological process: snRNA transcription. Gene Ontology annotation, molecular function: RNA polymerase II general transcription initiation factor activity. Lineage: Eukaryota; Metazoa; Chordata; Mammalia; Rodentia; Muridae.